GUCUUUCCCUUUUUUUUUUUUUUCCUCCUCCUUCUUUUAUGCUUUCUAUCCCCUAUCAAUCGAAGCUUUUAUCUUUAUCUUUGUAAACACAGUCUUCUGUUUUUCUUCAAUUUCUUCUUCUGCAAUCUCUUUCUGCAAAAUCUUCUUUUUUUCUCUGCUAUUGUUACUAAACAAGAGGCGCCAUGACUGGAAGGGAAAUCUUUCACAAAAUGAAGGUGAAAGCUUUUGGUUCUUCAACAGCUGACAUCGGGAAAGGGAAAGGCAAAAUGUCAAGGAAUAUAACCCAUGGCUUUCAUUGGAUGAAGGGAAAAUCAAGUCAUCCCAUGGAAGAUUACUUAGUCUCUGAAUUCAAACAAUUAAAUGACAAUGAGUUGGGUCUAUUCGCAAUAUUUGAUGGUCAUUUGGGCCACGAUGUGGCAAAAUACCUGCAAACUAAUCUGUUUGAUAAUAUCUUGAAAGAGAAAGACUUUUUGACAGAAACAGAGGAUGCAAUUAGGAGGGCUUAUUGCUCAACAGAUGCUGAAAUAUUGGAUCAAACUGUUCGUCUUGGAAGAGGAGGAUCAACUGCUGUUACAGCGAUACUGAUCAAUGGUCAGAAGCUGGUUGUAGCAAAUGUAGGAGAUUCUCGAGCUGUUAUAUGCAAGAAUGGUGUGGCCAGACAACUUUCGGUUGAUCAUGAACCAAGCAAGGAAAAGCCAAUGAUUGAGAGGCGUGGUGGAUUUGUAUCAAACCUUCCAGGGGAUGUUCCCCGUGUUGACGGGCAGCUAGCUGUAGCUCGAGCAUUUGGUGAUAAGAGUUUGAAGUUACAUCUUAGUUCAGAACCAGAUGUCAUAACAGAGAUUAUUGGUGAUGAUGUAGAGUUUCUCAUUCUGGCGAGUGAUGGAAUAUGGAAGGUAAUGUCAAACCAAGAAGCAGUGGACACAAUAAAACACGUAAAGGAUGCUCAAGCAGCAGCAAAGCGCUUGAUAGAGGAGGCACUUUCUAGGAAAAGCAAGGAUGACAUAUCUUGCAUAGUUGUAAAGUUCAAUUGAUAUGUUCUUCUAUGUGAGCCGAGUUCCCUGUCACCCUUAACUAAUGAUAUGGAAUUGUGAGUAGGAUUCGAAUCCAAGGGACAGAUUUAAGAAUGUUAGAGAAUUGUGAGCUGGAUUCGAAUCCAAGAGACAGAGUUCAGCGUUGGUUUGUCCAGGUAUCAUAUCGUAUUUGAAUUCUCAAUGUUGUAUGUUUGUUUAAGUCCCAAUAUAGGGCAUCACUUAGUUGUUGUUUGUGUCUUGACGUUGAUAUAAAUAGAUUGGCUGGCACACAAAGUAAGGUGUGACCACAUACUCACCUUU
Molecule: messenger RNA, 1331 nt
Organism: Rubroshorea leprosula
Lineage: Eukaryota; Viridiplantae; Streptophyta; Magnoliopsida; Malvales; Dipterocarpaceae
Source: the annotation of a GenBank genome assembly